AGCAGCCCGCGGCGCGGCGCACGCUCCGGCGGCUCCCGGCUUGCGCGCAAAACUUCCACCCGGACGGCGCCGGGCAGCAGCUGCCCUAGAGAAGGGACCAGGCUGCGGGGACCUGCGGAGGGACGCCCGGCGCGCGCGCUUUCUCUUUUCUUCUGCCUUCCCCACCGCUCGGCUGCCGGGACUUUUGGCUCCUCUCCUUUCCUCCUCCCCCCUCGCAGACGGCUCCCCCACCCCGCCCUGUUUCUCCCCCACUUGUGUAAGCUAUUUGUUGGGGGUGGCCGAAAGGGAUGUCCUGUUUUCACCAGAGACACAGCGCGAAGGGAAAACUUCGACACUGGAAGGAACGAGAGUAAAUACCCAGAUCGGACCCGCGGAUUACGGGCUGGGACAGACAAUUGAGCUUCAGGAGCCCAAGGCGGUCCAGGCCGCCAGAGAUCUUCAGCUUUGAAUUAAAGGAAGCUGCUUCUACGUGGGCGUGGCAAGAGCAGCGAGAGAACCACAUGGACGACACCCAGGACCUAAAUGAGCAAUCAGUAAAGAAAACGUGCCCAGAAUCCGAUGUUUCAGAACCCCAGAAUUCCAGAAGCAUUGAUCUUUGCAAGCGAGAGAUGAAUACCUGUGCAAACUCAAGAUUCUUCAGGUCUAUGGAAAUGCAAGACCUAGCGAGUCCCCAUGCCUUGGUAGGAGGCAGUGAUACACAUGUGGGCUCUAAACUGGAUAAAUCCAGUCUCAGCAGCACGUCAGUCACAACAAAUGGGACAGGAGGGGACAACAUGACUGUUUUAAACACAGCAGACUGGCUGCUGAGUUGCAACACCCCCUCUUCCGCAACAAUGUCUCUUCUUGCAGUCAAAACAGAGCCCUUGAACAGCAAUGAAACCACAACCACGACUGGAGAUGGAGCGCUUGACACUUUUACUGGGUCAGUAAUAACGAGUAGCGGUUACAGCCCCAGAUCAGCACACCAGUAUUCCCCACAGCUGUAUCCCUCCAAGCCCUAUCCACACAUUCUUUCUACACCAGCAGCUCAAACGAUGUCGGCCUAUGCAGGCCAGACUCAGUAUUCGGGGAUGCAGCAGCCAGCAGUCUACACAGCCUAUUCACAGACAGGACAGACCUACAGCCUGCCUGCUUAUGAUCUUGGUGUGAUGUUGCCAGCCAUCAAGACAGAAAGUGGGCUUUCCCAAACUCAGUCUCCUUUACAGAGUGGCUGCCUCAGUUACAGCCCUGGGUUUUCUGCCCCACAACCGGGCCAGACACCUUACUCUUACCAAAUGCCAGGCUCCAGUUUCACACCAUCAUCUACCAUUUAUGCAAAUAAUUCCGUUUCCAAUUCAACAAAUUUCAGUGGCUCCCAACAGGAUUACCCAUCCUACACAGCCUUUGGCCAAAACCAAUAUGCUCAGUAUUACUCGGCAUCCACCUAUGGGGCGUAUAUGACAUCAAACAACACAGCCGAUGGCACAUCAUCGUCAGCCUCAACUUACCAGCUGCAGGAAGCUCUCCCAGGUCUGACUAGCCAGCCAGGAGAGUUUGAUACGGUGCAGAGCCCCUCCACACCAAUCAAAGACCUUGAUGACAGAACGUGCAGAAGUUCUGGGUCAAAGUCUCGAGGAAGAGGCCGAAAAAACAACCCCUCACCACCUCCGGACAGUGACCUGGAGCGUGUGUUCGUCUGGGACUUGGAUGAAACCAUCAUUGUCUUCCACUCUCUCCUCACCGGCUCUUACGCACAGAAGUAUGGCAAGGAUCCCCCAAUGGCUGUGACCCUCGGGCUCCGAAUGGAGGAAAUGAUCUUUAAUCUUGCUGAUACGCAUUUGUUUUUUAAUGACUUAGAGGAGUGUGAUCAAGUUCACAUAGAUGAUGUUUCCUCAGAUGACAACGGUCAGGACUUAAGUACCUACAGUUUUGCAACUGAUGGCUUCCAUGCAGCUGCAAGUAGUGCGAACCUUUGUUUGCCAACAGGUGUGAGAGGAGGAGUGGACUGGAUGAGGAAGUUGGCUUUUCGCUACAGAAGAGUAAAGGAAUUAUAUAACACAUACAAGAACAAUGUCGGAGGACUCCUUGGCCCUGCCAAGCGGGAUGCGUGGCUGCAAUUAAGGGCAGAGAUCGAAGGCCUAACAGAUUCCUGGCUAACGAAUGCACUUAAGUCUUUAUCCAUUAUUAGUACUAGGAGUAACUGUGUAAACGUCUUGGUAACGACGACACAGCUGAUACCGGCCCUGGCGAAGAUCCUGCUCUACAGCCUAGGAGGUGCUUUUCCCAUUGAGAACAUUUACAGUGCUACGAAAAUAGGAAAAGAAAGUUGCUUUGAACGAAUAAUGCAAAGGUUUGGCAGAAAAGUAGUAUAUGUUGUAAUUGGGGAUGGUGUAGAAGAAGAGCAGGCAGCGAAAAAGCACAACAUGCCCUUUUGGAGGAUAUCAAGCCACUCGGACCUCUUGGCUCUACAUCAAGCACUGGAAUUAGAGUAUUUGUAACUGUAUUCUCUAGCUGGGGAUCCAUUUUUUUUUUUUUAUAUUUCAAGUACACUGAAUUUUUAUGUGUGAUCCAAUGCCGCUGGCUUCUUCGCCACAUAUAAAUGGUCUUAAAGGAUGAAAUCAUACUUGGAAUGAGAACUCCAGAGUGAAGAAUUCAGGUUGCUGAAUGGAAUUAAACUUUAGUGCUGCAGAAAGGAAACUCUAUGGUCUUAUUAUCUUUACAAUAUUUUCAUGGUUUUAAAAAAAUCUGUGGAGGUUGCUGACAGCCACCAAAUGAGUCCUAACUGGAAUUAACAGCUUUAGUAAAGAACUCGAGCCCUCCAGACCACAGCACCUGUUCUGCCUCUGACAAGGUGGUCGAAAACAUUCCUCAAAAUGAGAGCUCUUCUCACCCCUGAGGUUUGAAUCUGACUUUUAGCCUACCUAGCCCAGAAAAUCUGAAUCUGAAUGCACUCAGACUGUAUACUGACAGUCCUAUCUAGACCUGUAAUUUGUGUAAAUUAUUGAUGGAAAUAAUUUACUGUGACUAUAUUAGCAGCUGACUCUGAAAGUGGAUGCAAUUGUUCUUUUCUUUGUUGGGGCGGGAAGAGGGCCAGGGAAAU
Chionomys nivalis (European snow vole) is the source of this 3079-nucleotide messenger RNA. It is a transcript of the gene Eya4, whose product is annotated as EYA transcriptional coactivator and phosphatase 4. Gene Ontology annotation, cellular component: nucleus. The record is from RefSeq and is a predicted model, not a curated record. The coding region runs from base 501 to 2477 and encodes 658 amino acids. Gene Ontology annotation, biological process: positive regulation of DNA repair; cell differentiation; negative regulation of extrinsic apoptotic signaling pathway in absence of ligand. Gene Ontology annotation, molecular function: protein tyrosine phosphatase activity. Lineage: Eukaryota; Metazoa; Chordata; Mammalia; Rodentia; Cricetidae. The transcript is spliced from 21 exons.